AUGGGCACCCCCAGGGCACCCCACGGGACAUCCCUGGGCAUCACAUGGGCGCCCCCAGGGCACCCCCAUGGGCACCCCCAUGAGACCCCCAGUCAUGGGCACCCUGCACCACGGGGGCUGCAUGGGCACCCCCAGCCGGCUGCCCCCCAGGCCCUGCCCCAGGCUGCGCUGUGCCCGCAGGAGACGGGGAACACGGAGGUGCGGUUCAUGCAGCUGGACCUGGCCAGCCUGCGCUCAGUGAGAGCCUUUGCCAGCACCUUCCUGCGCCAGGAGCCCCACCUGCACCUCCUCAUCAACAACGCGGGGGUGAGCGCCGGGGGCACGACAGAAGAUGGCUUCAGCUUCUCCUUCCAGGUGAACCACCUGGGCCACUUCCUGCUCACCCAGCUGCUGCUGGAGCGGCUGCAGAGCUGCGCGCCCAGCCGCGUGGUCAUCGUUGCCUCCAGCGCCCACUCUCUGGAGUGCACUUUGGCGUAG
Egretta garzetta (little egret) is the source of this 477-nucleotide messenger RNA. It is a transcript of the gene DHRS13, whose product is annotated as dehydrogenase/reductase 13. NCBI's taxonomy places the organism in Eukaryota, Metazoa, Chordata, Aves, Pelecaniformes, Ardeidae. The transcript has 3 exons. Bases 1 to 477 code for a protein of 158 amino acids. The record is from RefSeq and is a predicted model, not a curated record.